Messenger RNA from Phyllopteryx taeniolatus (common seadragon), 1244 nucleotides. RefSeq names its product eukaryotic translation initiation factor 2B, subunit 2 beta (gene eif2b2). Bases 118 to 1185 code for a protein of 355 amino acids. The transcript has 8 exons. Gene Ontology annotation, molecular function: guanyl-nucleotide exchange factor activity; translation initiation factor activity. The record is from RefSeq and is a predicted model, not a curated record. NCBI's taxonomy places the organism in Eukaryota, Metazoa, Chordata, Actinopteri, Syngnathiformes, Syngnathidae. Gene Ontology annotation, cellular component: eukaryotic translation initiation factor 2B complex. Gene Ontology annotation, biological process: translational initiation.
GUACCACCUAAACACUUCCUGGUUUGAAAUGGCCGACUUGCCGACAAGCGAUAAACUCACGCGAUAACUUCUUUUGUUUUGUUGUUCUCGGCACAACAAGUCGUAUUUGUUGCUACAAUGCCGGGUGGCGAUAAAGAAACCGACCUGACCGAGAGAGUCGAGGCCUUUCUGUCCGACUUAAAGCGAGGCGGGAGCGGGACCGGACCUCUGCGGGGCUCGGCGGAGACAGCCCGAGAAACGACCUCCUUGCUCCGCAGGAUCGCGUCGCAGGCCCGGUGGAGCAGCGCAGGCGACCUGAUGGAAAUCAUCCGGAAGGAGGGCAGGCGGAUGGCCGCCGCCCAACCGUCGGAGACCACCGUCGGGAACAUGAUCAGACGAGUGCUCAAGAUUAUCAGGGAGGAGUAUGCAAGGUCUCGAGGCAGCAGCGAGGAGCUGGACCAGCAGGAAUCUCUCCACAAGCUGCUGACAACAGGAGCGCUCAGCGAGGAGAACUUCCGCCAGCAUUUCGCUCCCCUCAAAGCCAACGUCAUCGAGGCCAUCAACGAGCUGCUGACGGAGCUGGACGGGACGACGGACAACAUCGCCAUGCAGGCUCUGGAGCACAUCCACUCCAACGAGGUCAUCAUGACCAUCGGCCGCUCUCGCACCGUCGAGGCCUUCCUCAAGGACGCCGCACGCAAACGCAAGUUCCACGUCAUUGUCGCCGAGUGCGCGCCCUUCUGCCAGGGGCACAAGAUGGCCACCAGUCUGUCAGAAGCUGGCAUUGAAACGACGGUGAUCGCAGACGCCGCCAUAUUCGCGGUCAUCUCUCGCGUCAACAAGGUCAUCAUCGGGACACAGACGGUCCUCGCCGACGGGGGCCUGAGGGCCGUCAACGGCACGCACACGCUGGCGCUGGCGGCCAAGCACCACUCCACGCCGCUCAUCGUUUGCACGCCCAUGUUCAAGCUCUCGCCCCAGUUCCCAAAUGAGGAGAACACCUUCCACAAGUUUGUCUCCCCGCAUGAAGUUCUUCCGUUCACUGAAGGGGAGAUCCUGUCCAAGGUGAACGUGCAGUGUCCCGUCUUCGACUACGUCCCGCCGGAGCUCAUCACGCUCUUCAUCUCCAACUUCGGCGGACACGCGCCGUCGUACAUCUACCGCCUCAUGAGCGAGCUCUACCACCCGGAGGAUCACGAAUUGUAAUCGGUUGCAUCAAAAAAGAAAACGAGAGUCAAAUGGAUAUUAAACAAGUGAUGUCUUUG